Molecule: messenger RNA, 1129 nt
Organism: Amoebophrya sp. A120
Lineage: Eukaryota; Dinophyceae; Syndiniales; Amoebophryaceae
Source: the annotation of a GenBank genome assembly
AUGCUCAAACAUGUUUUCAAUACAGAAAAGAGACAUGAAAAACAUGUGUUCAAUACAGAAAAGAGACAUGAAAAACAUGCGUUCAAUACAGAAAAGAGACAUGAAAAACAUGUGCUCAAUACAGAAAAGAGACAUGCUUGCAAUACAGAAAAGAGCAUGCUUCAAUACAGAAAAGAAACAGGAUACAAACUGGAAAAGUUUCAUCGACAGGAACAAAAAGAACCAUGGACACAAAACUCCGGCUCUCCAUGGAGGUGGAGUGUACCCGAGCGCACGGCUAUGAAGAGGCAAAAUAUGUCGGGGCCUACACGUGCGAUUUAGAUUUUGGACAGGACGACAAUAGGACGACGCGCUAAAUUUUGAACAGAUUGAGUUUCAAACGCAAGACAUGAGCAUGACAACCCCUUUGCAUGACCAGCCUCCAGACAUAUUGCAAUAGAUAAACUUCCAGGCGUUGCAUGUUGCACAUCUCACAUGCUCUAAAUUCACCUGAGUAAUCGAUGGGCUUCGAGUUGAGUAAUCGAUGGGCUUACUUUUUGACAGUCUGUGUCGAAAGAAAUGCACGCAAAAAGAGAGAAGCAUUGCCAAAAGAAGAAAACAACCUAAACAAAGUACGCAAAUAGCAUAAAAAAGUAAACAAAUAGAGUACCGCUAUAUUGCAGGAGUUCUGCAGUAUAAAACAUAUUGCAGAAUGCAGCGGCUCCAAAAAAGCGCGGGGGUUUUUGGCGGCGAGCACCUCCGCUCGGUUCGAAACGAUGUUGCCCGCUUUUAGUUGUUCGUACAAUUUACUCGUAUUCGGUGCUGCAGCUACUGAUAUCAAAUGUCAAAAUGUCUGCGUCUGGGAACUUGUGAUGCUGUGCGGCGUAUCAUGAGGAGGCGACAAUUGCUGGCUCAGCAUGAAAAGUUUCUGAGCUUCUAGGUGUUGCCUAUUUUGCAUGACAGACUACGUUUCUGCAUGACAGAUUUAAGAGUCAUGCCAGACAAGCAUGACAAACUUGCAUUCUUCCAGCCCCGGACAUUUUUGCAUUUGAUAACUGAAGCUUACCCCUACGACGGCGGGUGAAAUUCAGGCGUCGCAAUACUUUUAAAGGACUUUCAAAAAACUUUGAAAAUUUCAAACUUUCUUGGU